CACCGUGAGAUCGGUUCGCCGUCGGUUUCCUGCUGCGGUGAGAAGAGCGGCGUCGAGACAGACUGGGAAGACUCAACACCACACACCACCUGCAAAAUAACUCUAUUAUACAAUGAAACUGUUAGCAGCAUCUCCCUCUCUGGACACCCGCUUCGUCACGGUUAUACUGCUGGUGAUGGGCCUCUCUACUCCUGGACUAGCAGAAAUCACCAGUCUGGACUCAGGCAACAUUGAUGAUGUCCUCAAUAAUGCUGGGGUGGCAUUAGUGAAUUUUUACGCAGACUGGUGUAGGUUCAGUCAGAUGCUCCAUCCAAUUUUUGAGGAGGCAUCUAAUGUAGUGCGGGAGGAGUUCCCUGAUACCAAGCAGGUGGUGUUUGCUCGUGUCGACUGUGACCAACAUUCGGACAUUGCCCAGCGGUACCGCAUCACCAAGUACCCGACGUUGAAGUUGUUCCGCAAUGGGAUGAUGAUGAAGAGGGAGUACAGGGGUCAGAGGUCGGUGGUGGCCAUUGCUGACUUCAUCCGCCAGCAGCAGGUCGACCCCGUGAAAGAAAUGCACUCAAUGGAGGAGGUUAACACUCUGGAUAGGAGUAAGAGAAACAUCAUAGGUUACUUUGAUAAAAAGGACUCAGAUAACUACCACACAUAUGAAAAAGUCGCCAACAUCCUUCGAGAUGACUGCACAUUCUUGGCUGCCUUUGGUGCUGUCUCUGAAGCAGAGCGCUUCAGUGGAGACAAUGUGAUCUACAAACCUGUGGGCGAGGGCAUCCCUGACAUGGUCUACCUCGGUUCAAUCACCAACUUUGACCUGACCUACGCUUGGGCUCAAGACAAGUGUGUGCCUCUGGUCAGGGAGAUCACCUUUGAAAAUGGAGAGGAGCUGACUGAAGAAGGGAUCCCUUUCCUCAUCUUGUUCCAUAUCAAAGAAGACACAGACAGCUUAGAGAAAUUCCAGCAUGAAGUAGCACGCCAGCUCAUCAGCGAGAAAGGGUCUAUAAACUUCCUUCAUGCAGACUGUGAUAAGUUCCGCCAUCCUCUGCUCCAUAUCCAGAAAACUCCAGCUGACUGUCCCGUCAUCGCUAUAGACUCCUUCAGACACAUGUAUGUCUUUCCCGACUUCAAAGACCUCGCUGUCCCUGGCAAGUUGAGACAGUUUGUGUUGGACCUUCACUCUGGAAAGCUUCACCGAGAGUUUCACCAUGGUCCUGACCCCACAGACAGCACGCCCGGACAGGAGGAGACGGGAGGAGAGGUGGCCAGCAGCCCUCCAGAGAGCUCGUUCCAAAAGCUAGCACCCAGUGGGAGUCGCUACACCAUCCUCAGACGGGACCGCGACGAGCUGUGACCUCUACGGCCUUCCAGUGAUCCUGUGACUCAGUGCCACGCCCCGGGGUCAGGGAGGGGGUUAGGGUUGGGACAGGCCAACGGGACAGAACAGCAACACCCAACACCCUUACUGAAGAGAGAGAGAUAGAGAUAGAGAGGAGGAGGGGGAUGAUGAAGAAGGAGGAGGAGAAAAAGAAGAACAGGAGGAGAAGACAGGAGCGCAGUCCAUGACACAACCAUGUUGGAAUAACCUAUAUUUUCAUAACUCUUUCACGUACAAUUUUUAUUUUGGAUUAAAAGGAAGGGGGAUAAAGAAGAAAUGUGUGUGGGCAGGGGGUUAGGGGCAUUAGGACGUCAAGAGAAGUGUUUUUACUUUUAUUUUUUGGAGCUUGUAAAUAUGUUUGUGCUACCUGGGAGUCUCAUUGUUGGUCUAAAUUAAAUGCAGAGUUUUCUUUAUUUUAUUCUUUUUUUUCCAUCACCCUGCUUUUUGUAGGAAAAAAAAACAGAACAGUUCCCUCACUCCAGUUGUACGGUUCUUAUCUGUGGGUAGUCCAGUUCAGCCUGACUGAUAGGAGACUCUUAUGUAGUCUCACUGACCUCACGGCUGCAUCUCAAUACGACCAACUCUAGUCUAAUUCAAUUGUAUAGCACAAGUUAUAACAAUAUGCCUGUUUGAAGUAGCUUUAUCUCCAUAUCUUCUCACAGACACACAGAGUUCUGAAGGAAUAGAUAUAAUAAAUAUUUUGAAAUACUUGGUAGGGUUACUGUAAUUUCAAAACAUGACUUAAGACAGAAGGUAGAGAGACAGAGCUACUCCAGCCUAUUGAGAUGCACCCCUUCUCUCCCGGGUACUAAAUAAUAAUAAUAAUAAUAGAUUAUGAUGUCUCUUACAGUGCCUGUAAGAAAAUAUUCACCCCCUUGGAUCUUUUUAUGUUUUACUUUUUUACAACACAAUCACAGAGGAUGCAAUUAGGAUUUUUUUGCCACCAAACAACAGAAAACACUGUAAUGUCAAAGUGAAUUAGCUUUUUGACCAUCAUACUAAACACUAGUCUUAACACUGCACAUUACCAAAAACACACUAUCCCCACUAUAAAGCCUGCUGGUGGCAGCAUCAUGCUGCGUGGAGGUUUCUCUGCGGCAGGCCCUGGAUGGCUUGUGAUGGUAGAAAGGGUUAAAUGAAAGCAGCAAAGAGAAAUACUGAAGGAAACCUUUAAGUACAUUAAUUUAUUUAAGAGGAAGACACAAACCUCAAACAUAAAUUAACACAGGAAUGACUUGAAAACAACCAUGUUAAUGUUCUGGAUUGGCUGAAUCAGUGACCAGACCUCAAAGUCCAGUCCAGAAUUUGCUUGCAUGACUAAAAAAAUGGCUUUUCACUUAUAAUUUUAAUGAAGAAAGAAGGAUGGAGGAGUGGUAGAGACACAGACUGAAAUUGUUGCCAAAGGUGCCUCUUUUUUAAGAAUUGUCUCAAAGGACAUGAAUACUUAUGCAACAGAUUUUGUCAAUUUUGUACCCCUUACUAAUCUAUAGAAAAUUACAUUUUACACAGAAAUUAGUGAGUAUUUUUCUGUUGAUCAGUGUCUAAAAGUCUAAUUACAUCCACAGCUUUAAAACAGUAAAAUAUGAAUGGGUCAAAGGGGGAUAGAUACUUUUCAUGGGCACAGUAUUUUGUCAUAACACCUCUGAGUUGUGUUCCUGGGAAUCAAAAUAGAAGAAAAAAAAUGUUUUGAAAUAGUGUAACUUUAACAUGAUCACGAAUUUAUGAAAUGGCUGUUGUUUUUGCUGUUACCUGUUGUUCAAAUGUGUCAUCAUGCUGGGGAAGACUGCGUCCUUCCCAGUGUUUUAAAAAAAAGUCUAGAGACGAGAGGGGAAAACCCAGUGCGAUGAACGGUGGAAAUUUACAGUCUGCCUCUUUAUACAAGUCCUCUUAAAACUGGUUUUGUCUCUUUAUAUGUCUUUGAGGUUUUUGGUACAGUCUAGAUCCCUGAGAUCCAUUGAAUGAAUGAAAUCCAAAAGCAGAAGCCAGAUUAAGAGUUUGGGGACCCAUUGCUAAGUUUGUACUGUGCGCCCUGCCCUUCCAUAGAGGCCAACUGAUGCCUGCAUAGUGACAUAUCAGCCCACAUACAGGAGAGCAACAGGGGUUAGCGCGAUGCCAUUUCUAAAACCAGUCAUCUCAGAGGGGAAGAAGAGUAAAAAAAAUGAAAAAGUAAAUUAAAAACCAUUUUACAGGA
Molecule: messenger RNA, 3560 nt
Organism: Lates calcarifer (barramundi perch)
Lineage: Eukaryota; Metazoa; Chordata; Actinopteri; Centropomidae
Gene: erp44
Product: endoplasmic reticulum protein 44
Exons: 11
Coding region: 113-1345 (410 amino acids)
Source: RefSeq, a predicted model, not a curated record